Molecule: messenger RNA, 2641 nt
Organism: Mytilus californianus (California mussel)
Lineage: Eukaryota; Metazoa; Mollusca; Bivalvia; Mytilida; Mytilidae
Exons: 5
Coding region: 99-1088 (329 amino acids)
Source: RefSeq, a predicted model, not a curated record
CCGAACGAUAUCGCUGUGGAAACGUUUGUCAACAAAUAUGGCGGCUAAUUAAAUGGUUUCCCUUUAGAAAAUAUCGGAUUCCCGUAAUUUCAAUAACAAUGACGCUAUACAUGCCACCGUUAGCCCGUAAAAAGCGAGUACCAGAACGAUACAAUCCAGAUUCAUUCAGAGUAAUCAGUACAAAUGCAGAAGACGCUCACCCAAAAUUUCCCGGCGAUAACAAAUUCCCAGUUCCCGACCGGGAACAACUAAAACGAGGAGUAGCACUACCAGACAUUUAUAACAGAUCAACACAAGUUCUACCAAAGGAAGUACCAGAUUAUCGAGUUCACAGACCCCAUCCGAAUAGCUGUGGAUUCCUUAGACAUAAUGUUCGCGUAUUAAACGAGCCAAUUUGUAGUGUAUACACAGGCGAAACACACGAUGAGCAAAACUUAUGGUGGCCUUCACGUACAUCUGACGAACCAUUACAGAUACCUCCCAAAACAAAAGAUACAAUAUAUAGAGAAGGAUAUAUGAGGGAUUCUCCAUUUUCGGCGAAAGGAUUUACACGACAUGAAGCUAAUCCAAAUAAAAAUGCAGCUCAUGGAGUUGUUCCAGUGAAUUUUCUCGGGGCUACAGAUGGCCAGAAAAGAAUAUUUCAGGAAAAGAUAUCAUAUGAACAUCAGUAUAAUAGUCGAGCAGAUCCUAAUUAUCCAAUUAGAAAUAAAUUUCAGAAGUAUCCGCUUCGUCAUGGUAGUUUUGUUUGGGACCAAGCUUCAAAAGAACUGGCAGAUAAAUUCGUACAACAACAAAGUCAUAUAGAAAGCAUUGACAAAGCUGAAGUUAAACACUUUAAUGGUGCUACAGUAGAUAUCCAUCCUGUAUUACCCCCUCCUCAACCAACUUGUGAACCAACGUCGAAGUCACCACCCAAGUCACCACUUAAAUCACCUCCGGCCUCUACCACUCAAUCACCUAAGAGAAUUACCCCUCCUGCAACCGAAUUGGUGAGUUGUAGUGGGGAUAGUGUCUCAAAAGAAGAAAAAAAGAAUCCACAAAUUAAUAAUGGGACAACUACUUCUGUGAAUGAGUCUGGUGAAAAAUAAGAAUGUUUUAGAAUUUUAACAUUUAAAGAAAAUGUUACUUUAUUAUCACUUGUUAAGUUUUGUUAUUCUUUCUUAGUUUAUUUGACUAGCCCAAGGCUUUUAGGAAACAUGAAUAGUAUUUUGUUGUAUUUAUUCAGGGUAGAAUUACAUUUUAAAUGGUAUUAGCGAAGUAUAAAUAUCUAAAAAAAAGAUGUUAGGGUUAUUCGUUUUGCUUAGAUUUGCAUAAUAUAAAUUGCACAAAUGCAUUUAUUGUUUUGAAAAAAAGGAUUUUCUGAGGGGUUCUAAACAAAUGAAGGAAUAAAUCUACUAGAUUAUAAUAUAUGUUAUAAGCUUUUCCCCUUAUAAUAGUUCAGAUAAAGUGCAUGAAGUUUCUGUACUACUUAAAACAUGUUUUAUUUUCAAUGUUAUACGUUAAUUGACGUGGAGUUGUUCAGUUGAUUUUUUUGUUCUUCACAGUUUUUUCCAGAAUAUAUAUUUUUAAUGCAAUAUUUUACGAAUGCUGUGAUAUUGACUUUCAAAUGAAUGAAUCAUAAAAAAAGUAUUAACUUGUCAUAUUUUGUUAAUCUGUAUUUAUUUUGAUACCUUUAUAUAUUUUCAAAUGUUUUAUGCAAUUUUUAAAAUCAUUUAAUACGUCUUUAUAUAUACAUUUAGCUCGAUUUGGAGCACAUUUUUAAGUAUUAAAGGAUCAAUUGCAAAGCAAAGGAAGUUACAUUUUACAUUACAUUAAAUGUAAAAGCCCUAAGAAAAAUGAACAUAAAAUGAGUAAUAAAAACCUAUACAAAUGAAGAAGUAUAUGAAUAUAAAAUCCUUUUCACUUUUAUCUUAUGUAGAUAUUUCAAAAUGUAAAUCAUCCAAAGUUCAGAAAUAACUUGAAAUAUUCUUUUUUAUCCUUUUAAAAUCCAAGCCAAAACAUAUGUUUUUCACAUUAUUGUCAAAAGUUUUUAUAUAUUAUAAACUUUAUUUUAUAUGCAUUUCCAAGAACUGAAGUAUUAUAUGUUUUUCUUAUUGUAAUGUAUUACUUACAUGGAUUGAACAAUCUAACUGAAGACAAUUUUCAAGGUAUUAAGGACUUGAUGAAUUUAAUUAUUCCAGUCAUUAUCAUGAAGAUUGUUUGAAUAAAAAUCAGCCAUGUUAAAUUUACAUAAUUUAACAGAUAAAUUGGUUUGUAUUUGAAAAUAAUAAUGCGUUGAAUCACACUUCUUCUAUAACGAUUCUUUUCAUUUUUGUACUGAGUUUGACUGUUGUAAUAACUGCCUUUCGGUGUCACAAUCAUUGUUUGUACCGUUUAAUGUAUGUCUUAUUUGUUUCUUGGUUGAAAUGUUUGUUAAAUGUUUUGAAUAUUAUGUUUAAUUUGUAAGACUGUUAGAUAAUAUCAACACUGCUGAGAAGAACAGUACAGUUAAGUUUGCAUUUAUAUCAUGUUAUGUAUACACUAGUGUUUCACUAUGUACUGCUGUACUGUAAAAUCGAUUAGAUUUUCAUUAUAUUUGAAUUUUUAAAAAUGUACUUUUCUAGGGCUUUCAGCAAUGAUGAAUAAAAUACAUUUUUCUUGA